AUGGCACAGGCAUCAUCAACGACAGCCCCGACGCUGACACCUCGAUUCUGCUUCGACGAAAGAUUGUUUAGAGAUUUCCUCCGACUAUCUAGAUCUACCAUUGACGACUCGAUCACACAAAACCUCAAUGCGUUGAUAACACCCGCGCAAGACGGUUUCGAUCCGUCGUCGACCGCAAGGCGCCAGACAGAGUCACGGAACCCGAAGACCAUCAACCCUGCAUCCUGCCAGAGCUUCAAGGACAACGUGCUGUUUCCUUCGUGGCAGACCAGAUCGGAUGUCCUGACAUACUGUGCUGGCGUGGCAACGAGUCCAGAUCCCGAAGAUCCCGAUCUCAUCCUCCGUCAGACGGAAUCUGCGCGUGACCGCGAAAGAGAAGUCAAUGAGCGCCUUGACCCAUACUCGGCUCGAUUCUUUCCUCGUGAAGCGCGUACCGAGUCGCUAGCUAAUCUCAUUCGCAAUGAGCGGACUAUCGAAGAGAUUAUCCGUGCCCGGACUUGGGGAAUGGUUUCAGAGAAGUGUAGUGGCUCUUCUACUUGGGAAGAGGCGCUGAAUGACUGGCGUCAUUCUCAUCAGAAAUAG
Molecule: messenger RNA, 582 nt
Organism: Penicillium brevicompactum
Lineage: Eukaryota; Fungi; Ascomycota; Eurotiomycetes; Eurotiales; Aspergillaceae
Product: MIX23 family protein
Exons: 2
Coding region: 1-582 (193 amino acids)
Cellular component (GO): mitochondrion; mitochondrial intermembrane space
Source: RefSeq, a predicted model, not a curated record